This is a messenger RNA of Rhagoletis zephyria (snowberry fruit fly), 831 nucleotides long. Lineage: Eukaryota; Metazoa; Arthropoda; Insecta; Diptera; Tephritidae. The record is from RefSeq and is a predicted model, not a curated record.
AUGGUCGUCUUUACCUGCAACCAGUGCGGAGAUUCUCUAAAGAAGAACAAGGUGGAGCCGCACUUACGGCAGUGCCGAACCCGUUCUCUUUCCUGCGUCGACUGCCUUACAGAUUUUGACACUCAAUCGUACAACAAGCACUACGAGUGCAUUUCUGAAGAUCAAAAGUAUGGCGGACAAAACUACCAACAACCGGAAUUUAAAGGCAAAGCCAAGCAAAACGACUGGGUUCAAAAAAUCAAGUCGUUGAUUUCCGAAAACCAGUAUCCUCGAGAGAUUCAGAACAUUCUGAAUUCUUUAGUCAGCUAUGACAACAUUCCUAGGAAAAAGCCCAAGUUCGCCAACUUUGUUAAAAAUUCGUUUCCACUUGCCACCAGUCAAGCUGGGGCUAAAUUCGUAGACACAAACAAGACCUUCUAUUCAAAUGCUGAAUGGUGCAACUCGGGCGGCUUCUUAGCCAAAUUUGUCCGAAUCGCCAUAGCAAAAACUACUGAAGGCUCUGGAUCUUCUGCACCCAGUCCACUUCUCAAUUGUAAGAUAUUUGUGCCGGUGAAAAAGAAUGGCAGUGAACCGAGCAGUCCAGACCACGAAAUGCAGACACUGAAGGAUGCAGUCCAGAGUUGGUUUGCCAAAACAGAAGCCAAAGUUUUGUCAGUGGAGACGGAAACUAUUUCCAGUGCCAUCACUUGGACCUCAUCGACCACACUGAUCGACACCUGCCUUAGUCUGAACAAAUUCCCCUGUGAUCAGUUAAUUGUUUUCAAAGUGUACAUAGAUGGCCACUAUGUUGAACCUUCGAAAGAGCCCAAACAUGCUAAAGCAUCCAACUGA